CUCUGGUGAAGACAUGGCAGCUCUUACCCCACAGAAAAGGCAUCACAAUUCUACUGAUACCAAUGGUUCAUCCUUAGCCUUUGAACCUCCCGGGAAAAAAAUGCUGGGCUUUGCUAAAGGUCUGUCUCCACCCAAGAAAUUGAGAAAUAAUUGGUUUGCUUCUCCAUUGAAAUGGUCGCCCGGCUCCAGCGAUGAGAUGAAAGAAAUUGAGGCUGUCCCGGUGAUGCCGGCGCUGUGGAGGGGGCUGGAUGCUUCCCCCCGUCAGGCAGUCGGUGCUCCUGCAGCCAUGCAGAGGGAAUUCUCAGGGAAAUUAUCCCCAAAACCCGCUUCCUCCUACAAACCCCUUGUGCCAGUGGUGUCUUUUUACAGCAAGGAAAAGCGAUACCUUACUCCUCUUGAGAGGAAACAACUGAACGAGAAGCGGUCUCUGGCUGAGAGGAACAGGGAUGAAAACCUCCCUGCUGCCAGCCAGACUGAGAAAAGAAACAGGAAUUUGGGCAGGAAUACCGGCUUAAAGAUGACCAAGCACGCAACCAACCCCAAGCAUGGUAAACCAGACCCCAAACUGCUUAAGAAGAAGGGGAAUGUACCACCGGGAAAAGGCAGUGUGGAGAAAGAGAAUGUGAGUUGUCUGGUUAAAAAGAAGAUAGAUUCACCCUUCAGAGUGCUCAGCAUGACAGUUAAACCAGCCCUGAAACUCCAGUUGGGAGCAGCGUUCUUCUCUGCCCAGAAGAAAUCGCACUCUAAAAAACCAGUUGGAGACAUGAAAUCUCUCCCUAGAUCUCUGCAAAACGAUCAGCCCAGACCACUGACAACUCCAGAGCCUAAUUCAGCUGAUAAAACCAAAAUUCUUGAGGCGGGUGGUGUAUUGAGAGGUAUUCCUGCGCCUCGGAAGAAGGAAAACGGAGACAGGGAGGACUUUACGAGCUGCGUACAUCAAGAGAGAGAUUCGGCACGUGAAGGAAAACCAUCUCCGCAGGAAAGCAGCAGCACCUCUGGCCCGUCGGGUAAUUCUGAGUCUGCAGCCGCAGGAGACGGUGACGCAGAAAAUGUGGAUGUUGAUGAAAUCAGUUCCUCUGCAACCUGUGAGUCCGAUGAUUGCGUUAUUCUCUCAAGCCAGCCUCCCUGUAAGGUGGUGGAUAAGCGAGCAACUCCUUCAAAUGCUGUUGUCUACCCCAUAUUCAGUGCACCCCCUGCCAGCAAGAAAAGGGACGCUGGUCAGAAGCAUUUUGGGACUGUGGUUUGCAAGUCGUGUGGCAUGAUCUACACGGCAGCUAGCCCGGAGGACGAAGCCCAGCACAUCCAGCACCACGAGAGUUUCCUUGAGGCGCUCAGAUACUUGGGCUGGAAGAAAGAACGGAUUGUGGCAGAGUUCUGGGAUGGGAAAAUCGUAUUGAUUCUUCCAGACGACCCAAAAUAUGCUGUCAAGAAGGCAGAAGAUGUCCGAGAAAUUGUAGAUAAUGAAUUGGGAUUUAAGCAAGUUUCUCUGAGCUGCCCAGCCAAGUCUAAAAUAUACUUGUUUGUGUCCAACGAGAAGAUGAUUGUUGGGUGCUUAGUGGCGGAAUCAAUCAAGCAGGCUUUCCGGGUGCUGUCUGAGCCGGGAGCCACUGGCCAGGACCUCCUCCAGCACCAGCGGGCCUGGUGCUGCUCCACGGAGCCCGAACGCGCCGUCUGCGGCAUCAGCAGGAUCUGGGUGUUCUGCCCGAGGCGCAGGAAGGGCAUCGCCCGUCGCUUGAUGGACGUGGUCAGGAGCACCUUCAGCUACGGCUGCUACCUCAGCACCGACGACAUCGCCUUCUCUGACCCGACGCCCCAUGGCAAGUUGUUUGCGACGAAAUACUGCCAGACCCCGAACUUCCUUGUUUACAAUUUCAUUUCUAACAACUAAUUCGACUUGAUUAGGACAAGUUGAGGUUUGCUGAAAGCGUCAAGAGAUAAUUUGUGUGUUCAAAAUAACGCUGUUUUCCUGCUGAGUGCUAGUUCUUCCUCCCCCAAGCGAGCUGGGGGAGCGCGUGUCACUUUGUGUACAGUUAUGUUCUAUUUUAGCAUAUGCUGUGGAACCCUGCUUGGAUUUCAGGUAGGUUUGUUUCUUCUGAAACUUAAAUUUUAUUGCAAGUAAUUUAAUUCUGUUGAAAGGUUGAAUUAAUAUAAAAAUGACUGUUUUCUCCCCGAUCUGUGAUCGCGUAGUUCCGAGCUCUCCGCAGUGCGUGUGCUGUGAAAGGCAGGGUGGCAGCCUUACUACAGUUACUAAAUUUAUGCACUGAGGAGUAAGAGAUGCCUUAAAACAACUGACUCGUGGCAGGAUUUCCUGCAGUGUGUCAGUCCUGGUGUGCUGCAGGGGAAGCUGUCAUGGGGGGGGCUGCCUGCUCGAUAAUAAAAUGUGUGAAAUGCUGCUGUUCGAGGUUGUUUCUGUGAACGGGAGAGAUGUGGGAACGCUCCCAGUUCUCUCCUCAUUUGAGGAGUUAGAGGAGAAGGCAGGGGAAGCUGAGGGCUGCCUCAGGGAGCAGGACAAAUAUGUGUCACAACCUUUUGUCUGCAGCUAGCUGUGGGCAGGAAUUUCCCCAACCAACAGG
This is a messenger RNA of Athene cunicularia (burrowing owl), 2573 nucleotides long. RefSeq names its product establishment of sister chromatid cohesion N-acetyltransferase 2 (gene ESCO2). Lineage: Eukaryota; Metazoa; Chordata; Aves; Strigiformes; Strigidae. Gene Ontology annotation, biological process: mitotic sister chromatid cohesion. Gene Ontology annotation, cellular component: chromatin; nucleus. The transcript has 9 exons. The record is from RefSeq and is a predicted model, not a curated record. The coding region runs from base 14 to 1888 and encodes 624 amino acids. Gene Ontology annotation, molecular function: protein-lysine-acetyltransferase activity.